GGUGUCAAAUUUACCGGGCACGCGAUUCAUCAAUCCAUUUUCCAUGAAUACCACAGACAAAAUUGUUAGGCUGCGACACAAUUUGAAAUGUCACGUUCGAAUUCAUUUUAACAAGAAAUAUCCUGUAAAUAUUAAUGAUUUGUUAUUCUCCGUUCAGCGGGACUUGCACGCGGUUGCUUUUUUAAACCAAGGAAAUAUCCGUACCAUCUAUGAUGGAAAAGUAAUAGAUGUGUAUUCUGAAGCCGUACAAGGACAUGCAUUGGUAGAAAUAGGCCGAAAAUUUGUUCAGCCAGAACAAGAAGGUGAAGAAGAUAAAGACCUAAAGCCAAAGCUGGAGCUUCAGUAUCAAGGGUCGAUGUCAAAUAAAAUCGUUCACGUUAUGAUAAAGGGUUCUUUCUCUUAAUGCGAACUAACAUAUACGUGGGUACUUUUUAAGGAAAUAGGUAAACAUAGCUAUGAAAGAAAAAGAAAGAAGUAAAAAUACAUGCAGUGCAGUUGCUUUACUUUUCAAUUUAACAUAACCUACUUAAUAAGAAUUAACCAACAUUUAGAAUUUGACAGAA
Molecule: messenger RNA, 563 nt
Organism: Schizosaccharomyces cryophilus OY26
Lineage: Eukaryota; Fungi; Ascomycota; Schizosaccharomycetes; Schizosaccharomycetales; Schizosaccharomycetaceae
Product: recombination protein Saw1
Exons: 2
Coding region: 44-403 (119 amino acids)
Source: RefSeq, a predicted model, not a curated record